This is a messenger RNA of Sinocyclocheilus grahami, 1833 nucleotides long. RefSeq names its product dedicator of cytokinesis protein 2-like. The transcript is spliced from 16 exons. Gene Ontology annotation, molecular function: guanyl-nucleotide exchange factor activity; small GTPase binding. Gene Ontology annotation, biological process: cell migration; myoblast fusion; small GTPase-mediated signal transduction. The record is from RefSeq and is a predicted model, not a curated record. Bases 1 to 1833 code for a protein of 610 amino acids. Lineage: Eukaryota; Metazoa; Chordata; Actinopteri; Cypriniformes; Cyprinidae. Gene Ontology annotation, cellular component: cytoplasm; plasma membrane.
AUGCUGAUGGCGGUGUGUAUCUGUGUGUGUGGUGUUGUACAGGAAGCUGCUCUGAGAGGAAUUAAGUGGAAUUUUGUCGCCAAAGCGGAGAAGCAGUUGUCCCUGGCUAUCGGGGACACAGUGCACAUACAGGAGUCAUGUGAAGGAUGGUUUAAAGGUUACGUGAUCAAGGACAAAGAGAAAAAAUCCAGUAAGAAGGAGCGUUUCAGUCAGGUGCAGCGGCUGAUGUGGGAUCUGAUGGAGUGGCGUUCACAGCUCCUGUCCGGGACGCUGCCGAGUGACGAGUUCAAGGAGCUCAAACAGAAAGUCACCUCAAAGAUCGACUACGGAAAUAAGAUCUUGGAGCUGGAUGUGGUGGUACGGGACACCGAUGGGAAUAUUCUGGACCCAGAGCGCGCAAGCGUCAUCAGCCUCUUCAGAGCACACGAGGAUGCUACGGCCAAGAUCACAGAGCGCAUUAAAGAGGAACAGUCCAACGUUCAGCUGGAUCAUUCUGGAGUAUCCGCACGGAUCCAGUCUUCUCCCACUCACAGCCUGUAUGUCUUUGUGCGUAACUUUGUGUGUCGUAUCGGUGAGGAUUCGGAGCUCUUCAUGUCUCUUUACGACCCCAACAAACAGACCAACAUCAGUGAGAAUUAUUUGGUCCGAUGGGGAGAUAAAGGUUUGCCCAAGGACAUUGAGAUGCUCAACAGUCUGAAGGUGGUCUUUACAGCAUAUUCAAAUGGCGGACCGCGGUCCGGAUCUGGACCUCUGCUUGGUUCCAACCGGGCCGCGAGACAUAAUGGCAACGGCAGCACCAUUUUACCAUUUCUAAAUGAAGUGAGCAGCACUUCAAAACAACGGAGCGGUUCAAACCACAAGCGCUCAGGGGUUAUAGCUGAGAAUGACUUUCUUCACACUCUCCUCAACAAAGUAACAACGUCGCGAGGUGACUGCGGAGGUCAAGGUCUGUGGGUCACCAUGAAAGCUCUAGUGGGAGACAUCGUCCAGAUCCGAAAGGAAUAUCCCCACCUGGUGGACCGGAGCACCGUGGUUGCGCGAAAACUGGGUUUUCCCGAGAUCAUCAUGCCGGGUGACAUCCGCAAUGACAUCUACCUCACGCUGCACUCCGGAGACUUCGACAAGUACAACAAAACCACACAGAAGAACGUGGAGGUCAUUAUGCUGGUGUGUGACGAGGAGGGGAAGGUUGUGCCGAACUCAAUCUGUCUGGGAGCUGGAGAUCGGCCUGUAAAUGAAUAUAGAUAUUUAUUCAUGGUUAUAGCUGAGAAUGACUUUCUUCACACUCUCCUCAACAAAGUAACAACGUCGCGAGGUGACUGCGGAGGUCAAGGUCUGUGGGUCACCAUGAAAGCUCUAGUGGGAGACAUCGUCCAGAUCCGAAAGGAAUAUCCCCACCUGGUGGACCGGAGCACCGUGGUUGCGCGAAAACUGGGUUUUCCCGAGAUCAUCAUGCCGGGUGACAUCCGCAAUGACAUCUACCUCACGCUGCACUCCGGAGACUUCGACAAGUACAACAAAACCACACAGAAGAACGUGGAGGUCAUUAUGCUGGUGUGUGACGAGGAGGGGAAGGUUGUGCCGAACUCAAUCUGUCUGGGAGCUGGAGAUCGGCCUGUAAAUGAAUAUAGAUCAGUCAUUUACUACCAGAUCAAACAACCUCGCUGGAUGGAAACUUUUAAGGUGGCGAUUCCUCUGGAGGAGAUGCCCAGAAUCCACCUGCGCUUCAUGUUCCGUCAUCGAUCCUCACAGGAGUGUGGCGAUUCCUCUGGAGGAGAUGCCCAGAAUCCACCUGCGCUUCAUGUUCCGUCAUCGAUCCUCACAGGAGUGUAA